Messenger RNA from Gadus chalcogrammus (walleye pollock), 1113 nucleotides. RefSeq names its product septin-5-like. Lineage: Eukaryota; Metazoa; Chordata; Actinopteri; Gadiformes; Gadidae. Gene Ontology annotation, biological process: cytoskeleton-dependent cytokinesis; regulation of exocytosis. Bases 1 to 1113 code for a protein of 370 amino acids. Gene Ontology annotation, molecular function: GTPase activity; GTP binding; molecular adaptor activity. The record is from RefSeq and is a predicted model, not a curated record. Gene Ontology annotation, cellular component: septin complex; synaptic vesicle; cell division site. The transcript has 12 exons.
AUGACUGCGAACACGAGAUACAGGAGCCGGGUGCUCCGCUCGGAAGAAGAGGGACAUGAAAAGGAGUAUGUUGGAUUUGCAACUUUGCCCAACCAAGUGCACCGGAAGUCGGUGAAGAAAGGCUUUGAUUUCACCCUCCUGGUGGCCGGGGAGUCUGGUCUGGGUAAAUCCACGCUGGUCAACAGUCUGUUCCUCACUGACCUCCACAAGGACAGGAAGCUGCUGAACGCAGAAGAGCGCAUCAGCCAGACGGUGGAGAUCACCAAGCACACGGUGGACAUCGAGGAGAAGGGCGUCAAGCUGAAGCUCACCAUCGUCGACACGCCCGGCUUCGGAGACGCAGUCAACAACACUGAGUGCUGGAGGACCAUCGAGGGCUACAUCGACCACCAGUUUGAGCAGUACUUCAGAGACGAGAGUGGGCUCAACCGGAAGAACAUCCAGGACAACCGGGUCCACUGCUGCCUCUACUUCAUCCCACCCUUUGGUCACGGGCUCCGUCCGGUGGACAUUGAGUUCAUGAAGGCCCUGCAGGAGAAGGUGAACGUGGUUCCUCUCAUCUCCAAGGCCGACUGCCUGACGCCCGGGGAAAUCAAGAAGCUCAAGGAGCGGUUGAGGGAGGAAAUAGAGAAGCACGGGAUCAAGAUCUACCAGUUCCCUGACUGUGACUCGGAUGAAGACGAGGAGUUCAAACAGAAAGACAAGGAGCUAAAGGAGAGCACUCCGUUUGCGGUGAUUGGCAGCAAUGCCGUGGUGGAGGUGAAAGGCCAGCGAGUAAGAGGACGGCUGUACCCAUGGGGCAUCGUGGAGGUGGAGAACCAGGCCCACUGUGACUUUGUGAAGCUGAGGACAAUGCUGAUCAGGACCCACAUGAACGACCUGAAGGAGGUGACCUGUGACGUGCACUAUGAGAACUACAGGGCCCAGUGCAUCCAGACCAUGACCAGCAAAGUGAAUGCAGAGAACAGGGUUGAAAGCCCCAUCCCUCUGUUCCCCAUGCCCACACCGGAUGCGGACACCGAGAAACUCAUCAAGAUGAAGGACGAAGAAUUGAGGAGAAUGCAACAAAUGCUUCAGAAGAUGCAGCAGCAGAUGCAUGAGCAGGACCUGUGA